AUGUUCAGUCUAAUGGCCAAUUGCUGCAGCUGGUUAAAACGAUGGCAGGAACCUGUUAGGAAGGUGACACUAAUAAUGGUGGGUCUUGAUAAUGCUGGUAAAACUGCUACAGUCCGAGGAAUUCAAGGAGAGUCUCCUGAAGAUGUGGCUCCAACAGUUGGAUUUUCCAAGAUUGACCUUAAACAGGGACGGUUUGAAGUCACUAUCUUUGAUUUAGGAGGUGGAAAACGAAUUCGAAAUAUCUGGAGAAAUUACUAUGCUGAGUCCUAUGGUGUAAUAUUUGUUGUGGACUCCAGUGACAUUGCAAGAAUGGAAGAAACAAAGCAAGCCAUGAUAGAAGUCUUAAACAGCCCUAAGAUAUCAGGAAAACCUGUUUUAGUGCUGGCAAAUAAGCAAGACAGAGAAGGAGCUCUGUCAGAAGCAGAUGUAAUUGAGUCCUUAUCUCUGGAAAAGCUUGUGAAUGAACACAAGUGUCUAUGUCAAAUUGAACCUUGCUCAGCAAUCAUGGGCUGUGGGAAAAAAAUAGAUAAAUCAAUAAAAAAGGGUUUAUAUUGGCUUCUAUGUAUCAUAGCAAAAGAUUUUGAUGCCUUAAAUGAGCGCAUCCAAAGAGACACUACAGAACAAAAGGCAUAUGAAGAACAACAGAAACUAGAACGAGCUGAACGAGUGAGAAGGAUACGAGAAGAAAGGGAAAGAGAAGAAGGAAGAAGUGUACCUGACGAGGAAGACCCUGAGCCUGGGAACUCUGAAAACCCCUUCCAGCCUAUAUCUGCUGUAAUCUCUGAGAAUGAAAAACAAAUUGAAAAGGAAAAGAAGCGGCAAAGGUUGGAGACUGAAAAGGCUAUGAUUGCCUUGAAACCCCAAACAGAACAUGAGCAAAUGGACACCCAGCACUUAUCAAGUAGCAGCAGCCAAACUACAAAUGAUAGACUAGAAAAAUGCAGUUCUACAACUACACAGCUUUUGCAGCAUGAAGACGAGCAGCAAGCCACAGAAUGCCUUUACUCAGAUAAUAAUAACAAAAAAAAUCGGAAGCCAAAAUUAAAAAGGGGCCACAGAGUAGAACCUGUAAAUACAGAGGACACUGUUCCCAAGAAUCCUGCAACACCAUCAUCUAUUCCACCAGUUGGCUGGGGAACUCCCAAGCUUAACAGACUUCGAAAACUUGAGCCUCUUGGUGUAACACAUCAUGCUGAUUUCUAUGGAAAGCCUCUGGCGCCACUGACUAUACGCCAAAGACCCAACAGUGAUACCCAUGAUGUCAUUGCUUAA
Indicator indicator is the source of this 1272-nucleotide messenger RNA. RefSeq names its product ADP ribosylation factor like GTPase 13B (gene ARL13B). The transcript is spliced from 10 exons. The record is from RefSeq and is a predicted model, not a curated record. Gene Ontology annotation, molecular function: GTPase activity; GTP binding. Gene Ontology annotation, cellular component: motile cilium; ciliary membrane; non-motile cilium. Lineage: Eukaryota; Metazoa; Chordata; Aves; Piciformes; Indicatoridae. Gene Ontology annotation, biological process: receptor localization to non-motile cilium; non-motile cilium assembly. The coding region runs from base 1 to 1272 and encodes 423 amino acids.